UACAGUCGUGUCUCCAUGACAAUCUUCGUUGAAAGACCACAUCACAGUAAUACACUCAGCUAAUCCUCUGCUAUUAUGAUAGGUGCCCUUCACACCAGGCAGACAAAAGAAAACUUUUCUAAUGCUAAGUGGGCUGUCCUGUUUCGCUCUGUGCGUUAGCCUUGUAAACGUAUAAUAAUGUCAACUCUUGAACAGUGAUUGACUGGUAUUAUCAUUGGAAUAUUACUGAAAGUGGUGAUCCAGUGCCGGCUAUUUGCUCGAUAAGUUCCGUAGAUAAACUGAAAACAUUUGAAAAGCUACGAAGAGGUUUCCUUGGAGCCAUGACUUCGAAAAGCAGAAAAAGGUCAGUGACUUUGAAUUCACUGGAUCCCGCAUUUUUCCGCCAAGAUCGGCACAAGGAAAGACUUCAAACUUCCAGUAUCAAUUCUCUUGCUUCUGGAAUCGCGUUUUUAUCAAAUGGAUCUAGACCCCGUUCGUGUACAUGGCACGGAAAUGAAGACCAAAGUGCUCCAAUUAUUUCAGGAGCAUCAAACAACAAUAACAACAAUAAUAACGACGAUAGCAUCGCUGAUGUAAGUGACUUCAAUCAUGAAUGCGAAUUCGAAAUUAAUGAACUAUUACGGCAGAUCAUUACAGAAGAACUCGAAAAUGAACUAAGAGGAAAAAACUAUGAUAGUCCUAGCUGCGUCAAGCAGGCAGCGAAGAUAAGUCAGGGUGUGGAAGUUCGAGUAAAGAGCAUCUCAAAGACAAACACCAAAGUGGUUGCUGUCGUUUUUAUUGGCGAGAUUCGCGACCAAGGGAUCGAAAUAACGAGUCAAUGCUUGUGGGAUCCAUUGACUGAUAGUUUUGCUACUGCAAGCUUUCGUAAUCAUUCUCUUUUUGCUGUUUGUACUGUGUUUACGGUUUCUUAAGCCCACCGGAAAAAAAAAAUUUUCUUUGAAUUAUCUGGGAUGGUAAUAAUCUUCUGUGCCCCUAAGGUAAAAAGAGUUCCUGAUAAUUUUGAUCAUGAAGUGGCAAGCUUAUUCUGGAGUCAUGCUUACAUUAUUAUACUGUGCCAAAUGUUGGCAAUGAUUCGAAGAUAAACGAUCUGUACAAGACUCCAGGUGAUGUACAGUUUUAUUAAAAGGAAUUCACUCAACUUUGACCUCGUCUUUCACAAUAUAGACAACAAUCUUUUAGUACGCCAAGAAGGUAACGUUAAUUACCCCUGCAGAACUGAAUAAGAAUACAAUUAUGUAAGAUAUAAGCAAGAUAGAAUAUUCUGAGCUUGACCUUCAUAGAUCAACCAACAGCAAAACUCGCACAAUUCAAUGACAAACUUCUUGUCAACUUUUUUUAUGGGUAUUUUUUGUGUAUGGAUAUUUUACAUAACGUUUUAUAGCAAUCUAGGUUUUAUCUAGAAUCUUAAAGCAUAAUUGAAUAACUAAAAUAUCUUAAAUAGUUUCAACGAUAAAAGUUGUCUUUGAAAAGUUACAGGACUUGAUAAUUUUGGUGAAAAAAAAAAAAAAUCUGAUUUCAAAACAGCUUUUGCAGAACAGAAUAGGGUUAGAUGUCCCAAAUUUCAGUGGCUUAAAUCAUUGUAGGGCAGCAAGCAAGGAGUGAAUGAAAGAUUAACUUAUAGUUACACUAACUUAUUUUAGAAAAAACCUCGAAAAAACAAAGUGCAAUAUGUUAAGAUAUGUUGUCUUUGUGACUUGCAUUCCGGAUUGUGAGCUAUAAAAACGCUUUAUUUUCA
This is a messenger RNA of Actinia tenebrosa (Australian red waratah sea anemone), 1735 nucleotides long. RefSeq lists its product as uncharacterized. Gene Ontology annotation, biological process: microtubule-based movement. Gene Ontology annotation, cellular component: cytoplasmic dynein complex; cytoplasm. Gene Ontology annotation, molecular function: dynein intermediate chain binding. Lineage: Eukaryota; Metazoa; Cnidaria; Anthozoa; Actiniaria; Actiniidae. The record is from RefSeq and is a predicted model, not a curated record.